Molecule: messenger RNA, 828 nt
Organism: Aspergillus niger
Lineage: Eukaryota; Fungi; Ascomycota; Eurotiomycetes; Eurotiales; Aspergillaceae
Exons: 5
Coding region: 1-828 (275 amino acids)
Cellular component (GO): NatC complex
Source: RefSeq, a predicted model, not a curated record
AUGGACGGAAAUAAAGCAGUUCAAUAUCUGGACUCAUUGAUCGGUCGGACGUUACGAGUGCACGCGACAGAUACGCGCAUUUUCGUGGGUACCUUCAAGUGUACGGAUGCGGCACGAAAUAUCAUCCUUGCCAGCACCUACGAAUACCGCUUCCCUUCCCCAUCUACUGUUCGAGACGCCGCCACGGGUACGCAUGAUUCAGCCGCCGGUAGCGCAGUCGACGCCCAGAGCAUCAAGGUGGAUAUGACGAGUCGAUUCAUCGGUCUUGUGAAUGAAAAUGGCGGGACGCCGUUUUUCUAUAAUUCCGUCUACCAAGUUGCGCUACGAACAUCUCGAAAGCUGUACACCGCUCGGCCCCAGCUUUCUCAUAUUAAGGAUUUGGCGGGCGGUCAUAGGGUGACCAAUGAUGGUCGUCGGGGAGGUACUGAAAUCGACUGGACAAAUACACCUAUUAGCGCCGAGUCAAAAAGGCGGACUCUGCAUAUUCACCUGCGCAGUAAUCCCAUUCAGUGUCACACAUGCCAUGGUUGGAAUCUUUUACCCGCAUCAGCUAGACUGCAACGCAGGCCAAGGCACAUCACCCAAAACAUGCCCACCACAACUAGAGGGGGCUUGGCAGCAGAAGCCAUGAUCAUGGCCAGGCUGAGCUGGGUUUGGAGAUGGAAAUGGCGACCGACGAAUUCCCUCAAGGAAUUGUCGGGAGCGCUCGGAGCAUCUGAGAGGCUGACAGUCGGUGAUCAUCCGAAGAUAAGUGGUGCGUCCGGCUUUCCAGGCUGGAUUGAAAUCUGUAUGCAUGGUUGCAAGCGCGAGGAACCUAUGAUGCCCUGA